GUACCAAAAAAACACCCAGUGAAGUCGAGUGGUCCCAGCACCCCGCCGACCCCGAAGGCCCGGGCGGCGACGGCGGCGCCCUCGAGCGGCUCGGGUGCGGCGUGCACCAUCUGCGGCAGACACUUCGCGCCCGACCGCGUCGCCAAGCACCAGGAGAUCUGCAAGAAGUCGCACACCAAAAAGCGGAAGCCGUUUGAUGCGCUCAAACAUCGGCUGGCGGGAACAGAAGCGGAACCGUUCAUCAACAAGCUGCGCAAGAGCACGACGACCCCGUCGACGACCAAGGUGAACGCAAAGCCGCUGAACAGCAGCUGGAGGCAGAAGCACGAGGAGUUCAUACAGGCGAUACGCGCCGCCAAACAGGUGCAGGCGCAUCUCAACGCGGGCGGUAAACUAAGCGACUUACCUCCACCGCCGCCGUCUGAAAACCCAGACUACGUCCAGUGUCCUCACUGCAACAGACGUUUCAACCAAGGCGCCGCCGAACGACAUAUACCCAAGUGCGCCAACUACCAGUUCAACAAACCCAAACCAGCUGCCAGAAGGCGGUAACCGACCAAAACAAAUGCCAAUCAGUUCCCAUGGUCGCCAACUGGGAACUGUGGUAACUGAUUGGCGGUUGACGACUGGUUCUACAAUCAAAUUGUAGCCAGGCCAUUCCGUACCUAAUUUGUUGCUGAAAUUAAGCAACUUAUUGGUAAUUGUGAUUACUGGUGAUACAAUUCGAUUGCUGUUACAAUCCAUUGGUUACUGGAGAGCUUUUACAUAAAUAAUGUUAUCGUGGUAGCAGUUUGCUAGUAAUAAGUUUGUGGUGACCGAUUGGUCGUGGUAGCAAA
Manduca sexta (tobacco hornworm) is the source of this 836-nucleotide messenger RNA. RefSeq names its product zinc finger C2HC domain-containing protein 1B-like. The annotation marks the transcript as partial. NCBI's taxonomy places the organism in Eukaryota, Metazoa, Arthropoda, Insecta, Lepidoptera, Sphingidae. The transcript has 4 exons. The record is from RefSeq and is a predicted model, not a curated record.